AUGCCAACGGAGGCGUCCGAGGAGUUUACGCAUACGAAACCCGACUGGGCAAGCUGGCCAACGGUCCUGCUUUCCAGUUUCCCAAAAUUAAUCUCGUCAACAAUUUCUCAUUCGAACGGUAUUCGCGUGCAUCGGUCCUGGAAAGUAGGCGAUGGCAAACUCAUUGUAUAUUCGAAGCUACAGCAACCAAAAAGUGUGAGUACCAUCGUAUGUAGCGAUACACCUAAGGGCAAGACAAUUCCAUUCACUAAAUCGGAGCCCAAGAGCAAACAAUAUCAUUUGUCGAAACCGCAUACCGGCACACACGAGGCCGCCCAUGUUAGUCGCUUAUUUGAAUGUUAUGAAGAGGGAUGUGUCAAAACGUUUUUGCGUCAAGGAAAUCUUGUGAACCAUCUCGUUGCCGGCAAACAUCAGCGUCUACCAGAACGCCUCUCAUUGCGAGAUACUGGAAUGCAGAUUUAUGCAUCAAAACUCGAGAGAAUUGGUCAGAGAGAGCUUGUCUCUGUUGUUCUUCGAAACACCACCGAUGCCGUCCACCUCGACUCACAAAGUCUCAAGUUGCCGGAGGGCUGGGCACUUCCAAAAGCUCGAAAGGUUGUACGACUAACACCGAAGCAGAUCGAGUAUUUAACUAACAAGUUUAAUGACGGCAUCAAAAACAAUACGCGGUGGAAACCGGAAGCCGUAGCCGCUGAAAUGGAAUACCUCAAGGACAAGGGUAUCUUCAUCUUUGCUGACAAUGAAUUACUGAAGGCUAGUCAAAUUCGCAGUUACUUCUCACGGCUCAAAUCCAAUCGGCAAAUCAAGCUCAGAGUCGAACAGUGCGACAAUGAGGAUGUCGAAGCAUUCAAGGAAGAACAAGCCAUCGAUGAAGCGGUUCAACGGCAACAACUUCGACAUAAGGUCCAUACUAUGGAUCAAUUUGAACUCUCAAUAUCGCCUAAGCGAUCUAGCUCGUCAUCAGAAAUACCCGCGAAAAGACACUCACUGCGCAAGAAGAAAACUUGA
This is a messenger RNA of Didymodactylos carnosus, 1008 nucleotides long. NCBI's taxonomy places the organism in Eukaryota, Metazoa, Rotifera, Eurotatoria, Philodinida, Philodinidae. The record is from the annotation of a GenBank genome assembly.